AUGCAGCCCAGCGACGAGCAGCCGAGGGCCUCUGCCGCACGAGGGCUCUUCAAGACGGCACUUGGGCUGACUGCUUCAGCAGUCCUGCUUGGCCUGGGGUCCAGGCUCACAACCUCAGAUUCUUUGCUCAAUCUUGGGACCCCAGCGGAGACCGAGUUCGACCUUCGAAGCGACAGUCGCCGUUUACGGGCCAGCACCACCGCCCUGCAGGACGAUCCGGUUUGGGGCUGCGGGCUGCUUGGGAAGAUCCCUGGCAUCUCGGAGAAUGGCGAAGCCUUGCCCGAAACACAGCGUUUCAUCGACGCGCUGAAGCUCAGCAGCUCCUUGAACAAGGUGGUGUACUGGAACUGGAACCUCGCUCCGGAGGAUCCCCUCACCGCGGACUUCCUUUUCAUGCCAGAGGUUUGGGGAUCCGGCGUGGUGAACAAGGACUGGGUGCGCCAGGCGGACACCACGAACUUCGAGGAUGGCCACGGGAGGCGAUCUCCGGCGCAAAUGGCGAACAUCAUGAUGGGCAUGAACGAGCCCGACAUCCAGGGAAGCUGCAUGGGCAACAUGUUCGGCAAGUGCGUCAAGCCCUGUGAUGAUGCUGCCAGAAACAGCAAUGAUUGCCCGAGGGCGGAGCCGAAUGUGAACCUCCCACCUGCAGCUGCCAACUCUCGAGGCAUGUGCAAUUGCUGGGAGCAUUCCUAUGCCACAGGCGUCGGGUUCUGGUCUGUGAACGGCUGUUCUGCGCUGCAGCCGCUCCCAGAGCUUUGGGAACAAGAGCCGGGCUGCAUCGGCAGAGUCAUGGACAACUGGAAGCAAACUGCCGCCAUUGCUGUCAGCAAGGGCUACAAGUACCUCACGACCCCUUUGUUGGCGGUAUAUGUAAGCUACGCAGAGAAGUUCAUCGAACACGCCUGCGACUGCCACAAUGGAGUUUGCGGGUGCACUGAUGCAAGCUGCGGCUGUCCUGCCUACGUUGGGCUACAUUUCUACGCUUUCGACUGCCAGCCGGAGUCAACCUCGGCUUAUGUCAACUUCGAGGCAAGAGUGAAGGAAAUUGGACAGUUGAUGGAGAAAUACCCUUUCGUUAAAGGUGCCAUCGUCAACGAGGUCGGCAUGCUAAACUGCGCCGGUCCGACAGAGGAUGAUCCUAUUUGCGUCCCUGACUCGGGCAGCUACCCCGCAAAGGACGGUCCAGACUUCAGUUGCCCAGUGAAUGAUGAACUCCCCAACGGCCUGGCAUCCUUCGUUACCCGAAUUCUGGAGAUCGCGAUUGGCGUCAAGACAAGUGACGGUCGACCCGUUGUGAAGAGCUUUGCUUGGUUUAACCAAGAUCGAGAGGGAGGCACGUACAACUUGCGCUUGUUCAACGAUGAUGGCUCUGUCAAUGCUGCGGGUGAAGCGUACAUGGAGGUCUGCAAGAAUUGGAAGGCACUGCAAAGCUGA
Symbiodinium natans is the source of this 1434-nucleotide messenger RNA. NCBI's taxonomy places the organism in Eukaryota, Dinophyceae, Suessiales, Symbiodiniaceae. The record is from the annotation of a GenBank genome assembly.